AUGGCUGCUUGCAAACUUUCUAUUAUAGCUAGGUCAUUCAGCUCAUCUGGAGCUCAAAAUCAACUAGUUAAGACUCCAAUACCUGUUUUUGGUGUUGGAGGACGUUAUGCCGCAGCCGUUUAUUCUGCUGGUGUCAAAGCCAAAGAAAUUGAUAAAGUAGAAGCCGAUUUAAAAAAGUUUCAAGAUGCAUUCAAUACAGACUUAAAAUUGAGUCAAAUAUUGAAAGAUCCUACAAUUAAAAAGAGCAUGAAAGCAACUUCUUUAAAAAGCAUAGCUGAAAAAAUGUCUUUCACUAAAACUUCAACAAAUGCUCUUACUCUCAUCGCAGAAAAUGGUAGAUUAAAAGAUUUUAAUAUGAUCAUGAAUUCUUUCAAAACAGUUAUGGCUGCACAUAAAGGCGAAAUUCCAUGUGAAGUAGUCUCUGCUAAGCCAUUAAACGAGGCUCAAUUAAAAGAUGUUACUGCUGCUUUACAAAAGUUUGCUGGCAAAAAAACUGUUCUUUUAACUUCAAAAGUUGAUCCGUCAAUACUCGGUGGUUUAAUUGUUUCAAUCGGAGAUAAAUAUGUAGAUAUGAGUAUUGCUUCUAAAGUUAAAAAAUACACAGAAAUUUUGAAUUCUGUAGUUUAA
Messenger RNA from Pediculus humanus corporis (human body louse), 627 nucleotides. Its product is annotated as ATP synthase Oligomycin sensitivity conferral subunit, putative. Bases 1 to 627 code for a protein of 208 amino acids. The record is from RefSeq and is a predicted model, not a curated record. NCBI's taxonomy places the organism in Eukaryota, Metazoa, Arthropoda, Insecta, Psocodea, Pediculidae. The transcript has 4 exons. Gene Ontology annotation, molecular function: proton-transporting ATP synthase activity, rotational mechanism. Gene Ontology annotation, biological process: proton motive force-driven mitochondrial ATP synthesis.